AUGGCUCUUGAUCCCAGCGAAUAUGACUUAGUCGUAAAUGUUUUAACGCAGACUCUUGAAGAGGAAAGGUCCUUGAGAAUCCGGGCUGAAGAGCAUGCGGAUGCACUUCAAGAAGAGCUUGAUGACUGCAGUCGUUGCCUCGCACAGAUGAAGUACGGCCUAGUUUACCGUAUUGAGGUAGCGGAAUCACAGGCCUAUGACUUCCUAAUUUCAAAGUCUGUUGAUCUUUCCCAGGCCAGUUCAGCGGCCAAGCAGCUUCGCAUGGAUUUCAACAAUCUCCUGCAGAAACACCAAACUGAAGCCGUGAAACAUGAGGAGGAGACUUCGACGGUGAAGGUCGAGGAACAGCGAGACCAGUUGAAGACUUUGAAAGCGGAGGUCGAAUCCCUCUCCUCUUCGGCACGUCAGUCCUCACUAGAUCUAAAAAGAGCCAGAGCUGAGGCAGCAGGAGCGGCAACUAGAGCCGAAUCGUUCUUGAAACAGAUGUCAGUUCUGCGUGAAAAGCUUGUGGAGGCUCAGUCACAAUGUGCUUCGACUCAAGCCGAACUGACAAUCGCUCGCGAACGAAGACAAGCUGCCGAAUCAGCAGCAGCCGCUUCCAAACGCCGCGCAGACGCGGCAGUAUCUCGUGCUGAAAUUGUGGUACAGGAGUCCAAAUCCAAAGCACUUCGUUCAGAGACUGAGGCAACCGACCUGGCCGCCAAGUGGAAGUCCACUUGGAAGUCCCUUCAGGUUGGUCUUUCAUAG
Dibothriocephalus latus is the source of this 747-nucleotide messenger RNA. NCBI's taxonomy places the organism in Eukaryota, Metazoa, Platyhelminthes, Cestoda, Diphyllobothriidea, Diphyllobothriidae. The record is from the annotation of a GenBank genome assembly.